Messenger RNA from Necator americanus (New World hookworm), 1710 nucleotides. RefSeq lists its product as uncharacterized. Gene Ontology annotation, biological process: post-Golgi vesicle-mediated transport. The record is from RefSeq and is a predicted model, not a curated record. NCBI's taxonomy places the organism in Eukaryota, Metazoa, Nematoda, Chromadorea, Rhabditida, Ancylostomatidae. The transcript has 13 exons. The coding region runs from base 1 to 1710 and encodes 569 amino acids. Gene Ontology annotation, molecular function: GTPase activator activity. Gene Ontology annotation, cellular component: periciliary membrane compartment; cilium.
AUGACGACAAUUCCUUCCUGGAAGAACUACGCAAUAUACAAAAACACAGAACAAAACGAGAUCUCGUCAAAAAAAGGAACAACCUCCGUUGAGGAAGACGAGGAUGACAAAUCAGAUUCGAAUGGGCGCAGGGUAUCAUGGAGUGUUACAAGUGUCACGGGACCGGCCACAUCGCUAGAAACUGUACGAAUGGAGGAGAGUCAGGCGGUCGCAACGGAGGCGGUGGCGGUGGUUCAUGCUACAACUGCGGUGAAACAGGACAUUUCUCACGCGAAUGCCCUCAGUCUCGUGACGGUGGACGUGGAGGUGGAGGAGGCUACAGAUCCCGAGGACAAGAGUGCUAUCAGUGCGGUGGGCAAGGCCACUUCGCACGUGAAUGUCCCUCAGCUGGAGGAGGAGGAGGAGGAGGAGGCUUCCGUGGUGGUCAGAAAUGCUACAACUGCGGUCGACCGGGACACAUUUCACGUGAUUGUACUGAAGGAGGAUCAAUGGAGUCGAAACGCUGCUACAAGUGCCAGGAAACAGGGAGCAUUCCGCUCUUCGAUCGCUCAUCAUGCCGCCGAUUUGUCGCCUCGGCAACGGUGGAGGUCGUUUGGCGCUUACUCGAAAGAAGCCCUGAUAAUCCCGAUCACUACGCAAAGACCGCGUACACCCCAAAGGAAACGUUUCCAUUUUUCCACUCUAACUAUGCCAUGGCUAUGUUGCCAUCGACAAAAGAAAUGCAAACGCGAAGAUCAAUACAAGGUUACCGACGAAGCGGAGGAGCAGCAACAGAGCGACGAGCCAAAAUUCUCAUGGGAACGUCGUCCACGAAUGGACAUUGACAAAUACCGUAUCCACGAUCUUGACAGUGCUACGGAGGUUCGUCGGGGUGUAGCUGGACAACCAAUGGCGAUUGAAAGUUGCAAGAACAGUAACUUAUUAGUGCUUGAUCACACUUCCACGGUAACCGUGGACGAUUGCACGGACUGCCUUAUCGUACUGGCACCAUGUGCGGGCAGUGUAUAUAUCCGUGAUUGUCAGUCCUGCACAGUACUAGUGGCAUGCCAGCAAUUACGAACUCGUGAUUGCCGCACGUUAUGUAUUGCGCUACAUUGCGCAACGCAACCAAUAAUUGAAGAAACGUCAAACGUUGUCUUUCAUCCGUUGACAUUACACUACGAUUCUAUCAUAGACGACAUGACUGCAGCACGAUUGAGUUUAUUUAACCGUCAUUCCAAUACAGUUCACGACUUCACUCCGGAAAGAGGAUCGCAGCACUACAGGAUAUGUAACGAGGUUUUAUCUUUGAGUCCUGGUCAUGUCGCCGCACUAAACGCGCAUGGUGUUUCGACGGACGUGCCUGAUUCAGCUAUUCCCUUUCAUGAACAAAGAACUGAACCGGGACAUUUCUACUAUGCUGGUUGCAGCGAUGAUGUUCCACGAUUGAAAUUCGUGGAACGAUGUCAUAAAGUUGCACAUACCGUCUCGACAACAUCUACAGUGAGCUUGGUCAAUACGUGCGAAGUGGAUCUGCAUAAACACGGCACAAAGAUACCUUUUGUCACCAAAGGAUUUGGAACACUCGUUGUCCUUGAAAUUUGUGGCGCAACGGAAGAAAUUGAGGAGCUAAUGAAAAACACCGACGGCGGAUUCAAGAAGGUCCAAGAAGAACAUAGUAGAGCUCUAGCCACAGCGUUGUCUAUAAUCAACCAAAUAUCUUUAUCCUAG